GCACACAGAAACAGGAGCUGCUCAAUUUUUCUCCUCCUAAAAAUGCUCAAUUUCUCAUCGCUUCGUACAGCUUUCAGUCCCAUCCUCUGAAUGGACUUACGAUGAACGACCCAGAUCUGUGUGUCUUAAGGAGGAGUCUUCCACGCAGCAGGCGAAAGGGGGCUGCGAAUGGCUCCAAAAGAAACCUGGAGCUCUUUCUUCAGACUCUUUCUUUGCUUUCUUCUCUCACUGGUACUGCAAGUUUCAGAAUACAGAAUCCUCACCAGGAGAAGUUGAACGGGAUCCUGGGAGGCUCUGUGUUGCUCCCUGUAAGUAUUCCCCCUGUGGAAACAGUGAAGACGAUCGAGUGGGAUUUCCAGGGGGAAAAUGGUUUGAUAUUUCAGCUGGCUGAAUUGAGGGAAGGAAGACUGCAGAGGCCCAAUCCAAGGGACAGGUUUGGGCCAAGAUUGGAGAUGGCCAAUGAGACCACCCUGAGGAUCAAAGACUUGGAAAUGGGUGACAGUGGCAUAUAUUCCAUUAGAGUGAGGUUUAUUUCAAAAAAGUAUGCAGAUUACACCUUCCACCUCUCUGUGUAUGAACCAGUCCCAGAACCAAAAAUCCUCUCCCGAGUUGUCUCCAACAGCCCAGAUGGCUGCAAUGUGACCCUGCAGUGCCAGGUGCCUGGAAAGAGGGGAUUCAACAUCUCCUGGAAAAGAGGGGGUGCCUUCAGGGACAUAGAAGAUGGUUCAAAGUCAUACCACCUCUCUGGCAAUGGCAAGGAUCUCCACUUGUUCUGGAAACUCAACUCCUCAGAUCCCAACAUCACCUGCCUGGUCACCAAUCCAGUUGAUCAGAACAGCAUCUCCUCCAGCUUGCUGGACAUCUGCCAAACUGAAGUGGUUUACAAAGGAAUCUAG
Messenger RNA from Lacerta agilis (Sand lizard), 896 nucleotides. RefSeq names its product SLAM family member 9-like. The record is from RefSeq and is a predicted model, not a curated record. The transcript is spliced from 4 exons. NCBI's taxonomy places the organism in Eukaryota, Metazoa, Chordata, Lepidosauria, Squamata, Lacertidae. Bases 102 to 896 code for a protein of 264 amino acids.